Strongyloides ratti is the source of this 708-nucleotide messenger RNA. Its product is annotated as Transmembrane protein 41A. The record is from RefSeq and is a predicted model, not a curated record. NCBI's taxonomy places the organism in Eukaryota, Metazoa, Nematoda, Chromadorea, Rhabditida, Strongyloididae. The transcript is spliced from 2 exons. Bases 1 to 708 code for a protein of 235 amino acids.
AUGGAUAUAAAAAAUAAUGGUACAUCAACAAAUACAUGGGAAUUACCUAAAGAAUUUGAAAAUUUUACAGCAAUAGCAAAAAAAUUUAGAAUGUAUAAAGAGAGACAUUUUUUUUAUAUUAAUAUAUUGUUUUGUUUUACAUAUUUAUAUAAACAAACAUUUGCCAUACCAGGUUCAUUUUUUUUGAAUGUUAUUGCUGGUGUAUUAUUUGGAUUAUGGGAUGGAUUUAUAUUAGUAUGUAUUCUUACAACAUUAGGAUCUACAUUAUGUUAUUUAUUUAGUGAUUUAUGUGGUAAACAAUAUGUAUAUUAUCUUUUUGGAAAACCAAUAAAUUACCUCCAACAACAGGUUGAACAUAAUUCACAUCGAAUUUUGCCAUUUUUAUUAUUUGCUAGAAUGUUUCCUAUUUCACCUAGUUGGCUUCUUAAUAUAGCAGCACCAUUCCUUAAUAUUCCUCUCCCAAUUUUUUCAUUCUCUGCAUUUGUUGGUUUGGCACCAUAUAAUUUUGUUUGUGUUCAAGCUGGUUAUAUUAUUAAAGAUUUACAUUCAUGGAAUGAUGUUUUGUCGACAACGACAAUGAUGAAAUUAUGUAGUUUUGCAUUACUUCCAUUGGCUUAUGCAAUGUUUACAGGUAGAAAAAAAAGACAACGUGUUCAUACAGUUAUUCCACAAGAAAAAUUAUUCUUAAAAACUGUAAAUAUUGUUUAA